CCGUCGACGCGGCGCGCGAAGGAAGUGCAGUGCGACCAGGCCAACCACUUUAGAGGCGUGCAGCCUUCCGACACACCAUUGCCGUCUCGCCUUACAUUGACUGGCAGGUACCCCCGUCUUACUCUGCUGACCGCACCUCGUCCAUGGUCUCUCCCUCGUAUAUGCACACCACUUGGACCUGUACAUGACCGUGCUCGCUGACCGCAGGCAGCAUGGACCACCAGGACUUGGACCUCGCAGCUGACUCAAGAGACGUGGGUACAGCGCAGGGAGCGUCCGGCUCUAGCUCUGGCACUGCAUCUGGGUCUGGUUCUGGCUCUCGUUCCUCGUCCCCAGUGCCAGUAGAGGUGCCUGUCCAGACAGAGGAUGGAAAGUCGCAGGAUCAGACGGCCAGCAAUGACGCUCAUGGGGUGGAAGCAAAGAGGAAGAAGCUCUUUGCCCUCUUUCAGAAGAAGAACAAGGAUGACCCCGAGGCGUCUGGCUCUGUAGCAGCUGGAGCUGCUGCCGAACUUCCAGCCGCACCAACGAACAAGCGUCCCGCCCGCUCUCGCGCUGCCAAGACCCGGCAGACGACCCUAGUCGACCUGACAAUCGAGCAAGAUGACGAGGAAUGGGCUCCCAGCUCAAUUGCGUCCUCUUCUCGCCCGAAGAAGAAGAGCAAGGCGGCCAAGGAAGUGCAGCAGCCGCCGCCGCCGCCCAGACAACGAUCGCCUCUACCGCCGCUGAAGCUCAACGUUUCAGGGACCGGAUUGGCUGAUGGGCAGGUCGCUCACUCGUUCUUCGACCGGAGACCAGCCGGCGAGACAUCUCAUGGCGGAAGUGUAGCUCCCACCACCAAGGAGAAGCUUACUCGAUCUGCAGUGUCGUUGGGAAGAAAGAAGCCGACUAUGCAUGUUCCUUGGCCAUCCCGCGAAAGCGUUCACGUCCUCCCUCCAGACCAAAUGAGUGGGAUCGGAGCGGAUGCUGCAGCUGCUCGAGGCCUUCCCUUCGCCAGAUCGGACGUCAAAGGCAAGGGCAAAGCAAUCAGCAAUGGCGCCAAAAGCCUCAUAUUCCCGUCGCAAGGUCUCGCCGAAGAGGUCAGAAGGAAGAAGCGAGGUCGCAAGCCAUCUCUCCCCCUUCGCAGCACGAACGGCUCUACUCUACAACACCUACCAGACGCAGUGCCGGAGUCACUUCGAGACCACUCCGCCUUCAGUAAUGCUGUCGAGCGAGGCAAGAGUCAGUCAGUGGGUGACGCAAACGUAAUAUGGUCGGAUCGCUGGAGACCGCGGUCAGCCGAAGAAGUCUUGGGCAGCGAAAGUAGCGCCAAGUAUUUGCGAGACUGGCUGUCCGAGCUCAGGCUUGUUUCGGAUACAUCGCUCGGCUCUAGCAGCUCGAACGUGGCUGACAAGAGAGCCUACGGGGAUGAUACAAAUACACCAGAGCCUUCGGUCAAGAGGCGCAAAGUGCAGACCAGCGUGGACAAGCUGCCGAGAAAAGGUGCCAAAAAGGGCAACGGAGAUGCUUCAUUCAUAGUCCAUGACGAUGAAGACGAGCUGUACGCCUUUUUCGAGAAUGCUGGGGUACGUACCUCACAGCAGACGGAUGCCGACAUCGAUGACCUGGGCUGUGGCUUUGAUAGCCAGACAGACAAUCAGGAUUCUCAAGACGAAGCAGACCUCGACUUUCGUGCCAGCGAUCGUCUCACGAAUUGCAUCCUUCUGUAUGGUCCGCCAGGCUCCGGCAAGACAGCGGCCGUCUUCGCAUGCGCAGACGAACUGAACUUUGAAGUGUUUGAGCUGUUCCCAGGUGUAGGCAAGAGGGGUAGCAAGGAGUUGAAGGAGGCAGUGGGCGCGCUUGGCCGCAACCAUAUGGUCUCUGGAGGUGGAAGCGGUGGCGGUGCGAAUCGAGGCAAUGGACCAAGCGGUGGAAAUGCUUUCAGGGCUCUCAUGAGCUCUACGAAUGGCAAGGUGCCCUCUGGACGUGAGACAAAACCCAACUCUGGACGUGAGACAAAACCCAACCUGCGUGGCAGGAUGGUCAUUCCUGAUAGCUCCGAGACGGAGGACAGUCAGCCUUUAGUGCAGGAAGGAGAAGAGAGCACACCCACUGUCAGCGGCACAAGGCCCUCGAGCUCGACACGACAAUCCUUGAUAUUGAUCGAGGAAGCUGAUGUGCUAUUUGAGGACGACCGAGCAUUCUGGACCGGAGUCGUGGACCUCGUCAAGCAGUCGAAGAGGCCAGUCAUCCUGACCUGCAAUGGUGAGUAGGCUGGCGGCACAUCAGUAGGAAGUAGAUUACACGUGAGCUGAUAGACUGUCGUACACCAUCGGUACAGACCUGUCGUAUAUCCCGCAAGACCU
Microstroma glucosiphilum is the source of this 2342-nucleotide messenger RNA. RefSeq lists its product as hypothetical. Gene Ontology annotation, cellular component: nucleus. The transcript has a single exon. The record is from RefSeq and is a predicted model, not a curated record. Gene Ontology annotation, molecular function: ATP binding; ATP hydrolysis activity; DNA binding. Bases 213 to 2249 code for a protein of 678 amino acids. Lineage: Eukaryota; Fungi; Basidiomycota; Exobasidiomycetes; Microstromatales; Microstromataceae.